This is a messenger RNA of Chrysochloris asiatica (Cape golden mole), 1740 nucleotides long. RefSeq names its product mucolipin 1 (gene MCOLN1). The record is from RefSeq and is a predicted model, not a curated record. Lineage: Eukaryota; Metazoa; Chordata; Mammalia; Afrosoricida; Chrysochloridae. The transcript has 14 exons. Bases 1 to 1740 code for a protein of 579 amino acids. Gene Ontology annotation, molecular function: NAADP-sensitive calcium-release channel activity. Gene Ontology annotation, cellular component: plasma membrane; lysosomal membrane.
AUGGCGGUUCCCGCGGGCCGGCGCGGCUCAGAGACUGAGCGAUUGCUGACUCGCAGCCCCAGCUAUGGGACCCAGGCAGGAGCUUCACCAGCUCUCCCAACCCCCCUGGAAGAAGAGGACCUCCGCCGCCGUCUCAAGUACUUCUUCAUGAGUCCUUGUGACAAAUUUCGGGCCAAGGGUCGCAAGCCCUUUAAGCUGAUGCUGCAGGUGGUGAAGAUCGUGGUGGUCACUGUGCAGCUCAUCCUGUUCGGGCUCAGCAACCACUUGGCAGUGACGUUCCGGGAGGAAAACACCGUUGCCUUUAGGCACCUCUUCCUACUGGGCUACUCGGAUGGGGCAGAUGACACCUUCGCGGCCUACACUCGAGAACAGCUCUACCAGGCCAUCUUCCAUGCCGUGGACCAGUACCUGAUGCUCCCUGAUGUCUCGCUGGGCCGCUACGCAUACGUGCGGGGCGGAGGCGGCCCUGGGGCAAAUGGCUCAGCACUGGCCCUCUGCCAGCACUACUAUCGCCAUGGCCAUGUGGACCCAGCCAAUGACACCUUCGACAUUGACCCAGUGGUCAUCACUGACUGCAUCCGAGUGGACCCCCCCGAACGGCCCCCUGUGCCCCCCACUGAGGACCUCACUCUUUCGGACGGCAGCUUCAGUUACAGAAACCUCACGCUCAAGUUUCACAAGCUGAUCAACGUUACCAUCCACUUCCAGCUGAAGACCAUCAACCUGCAGAGCCUCAUCAACAAUGAGAUCCCCGACUGUUAUACCUUCAGAAUCCUGAUCAUCUUUGACAACAAGGCGCACAGUGGACGGGUCCCCAUCAGCCUAGAGACCCAGGCUCACAUCCAGGAGUGUAAGCACCCCAGCGUCUUCGGGCACGGAGACAACAGCUUCCGGCUCCUGUUUGACGUGGUGGUCCUACUCACCUGUGCCUUGUCCUUCCUGCUGUGUGCUCGCUCGCUGCUCCGAGGCUUCCUGCUGCAAAACGAGUUUGUCGGGUUCAUGUGGCAGCACCGGGGCCGUGUCAUUAGCCUGUGGGAACGACUGGAGUUUGUCAAUGGUUGGUACAUCCUGCUGGUCACUAGCGAUGUGCUCACCAUCUCGGGCACCAUCAUGAAGAUUGGUAUUGAAGCUAAGAACCUGGCCAGUUACGACGUCUGCAGCAUUCUCCUGGGCACCUCCACACUGCUUGUCUGGGUCGGCGUCAUCCGCUAUCUGACCUUCUUUCACAAGUACAACAUCCUGAUUGCCACGCUGCGGGUGGCACUGCCCAGCGUCAUCCGCUUCUGCUGCUGUGUGGCUGUCAUCUACCUGGGCUACUGUUUCUGUGGCUGGAUCGUGCUGGGACCUUACCACGUGAAGUUCCGUUCGCUGUCCAUGGUGUCUGAGUGCCUGUUCUCGCUCAUCAAUGGUGAUGACAUGUUCGUGACCUUCGCCGCCAUGCAGGCCCAGCAGGGCCGCAGCAGCCUGGUCUGGCUCUUCUCCCAGCUGUACCUUUACUCCUUCAUCAGCCUCUUCAUCUAUAUGGUGCUCAGCCUCUUCAUCGCACUCAUCACCGGCGCCUACGAGACCAUCAAGCACCCGGGUGCCGGUGGCGAGCAGAGCGAGCUCCAGUCCUACAUCGCCCAGUGCCAGGACAGCCCCACGUCUGGCAAGUUCCGUCGCGGGAGCGGCUCGGCCUGCAGCCUCCUCUGUUGUUGCGGCAGGGACGCCACUGAGGAGCAUUCGCUGCUGGUGAAUUGA